This is a messenger RNA of Laetiporus sulphureus 93-53, 1137 nucleotides long. RefSeq lists its product as uncharacterized. The transcript has a single exon. NCBI's taxonomy places the organism in Eukaryota, Fungi, Basidiomycota, Agaricomycetes, Polyporales, Laetiporaceae. Bases 1 to 1137 code for a protein of 378 amino acids. The record is from RefSeq and is a predicted model, not a curated record.
AUGUUCGUUUUCUCUAUCACGCACGACCAUUUCCAGAAGUUCAAGGCCACCAUUCCUUUGCUAGCUGCUGCCGCCAGACAUAUUGCAGGUAAAUAUUCCUUUCCACGUAGCGGUAUGGGUCGUCGUUCCGGUGUUCGCGCAAUUCUUCGCAGAAUCAAGGCGCGCCGGAUCGCGCAACGUGCCUACGCAAAGGUUGGCAAAUCUGGUCGAACCAGUGAGCUGUAUCUUACAAAAUAUGAUAUACAGGCAUCGUUUCAAAUACGUUUGCUCAAACCAGGCGGCUCACUGCGCUCUUGGAGUCACUACUACACCUGGAGUCAAGCGAAAUGGCAGAUACAUGACCCGCUAUUUCAAGAUGUUGUGUCUGACCUUGCUGAGGAGUUUGCGGACUGCACACUUCAUGACUAUGCCUCAGGUAAACCUGAAUCAUCGAUGGUCGACAUAGAAGACCUUGUCUCUACUUUGGUGGCUUUGACCCUGGGAUCCGCCGAUCAUCUUGAAGCAACCGAGUCUAAACAUCCCUCCAAACCGGCUGAAAACAACUUGAAUGAGCUCGUGGAACUUAUGGGAAAUCUACGACUAGACGAUCUCGAUAACUUACAUAACGCAGGCGAGUUCAGCUCGGAGUCGACUCUCGGAAAUGAAGUCAGCCUUUCCCAAGAGUCGCUCUGCCCGGCUUGCUAUACUAUGUCUCCACAGCAAUCUUCAGCUAUCUCUGAACCAUCUGCAUCUGUGGAAAAGCUGGAAGAAGUCCAUAAGGUCCAGACUCUGCUGGCGGUGGUCGGAUCGUUUGAUGACACUCCAAAGACGCAUCACGCGGAACUUCCUGCUCCUGCUUCUACGGAUCUCGCGCCAGUCAUAUCUUCAACCACAUCCCCUGGUAUCCACUCUGUACUACGACAUUUUGCUUCGAACGAUGCUACAGACACCUAUCCAAGCCGACCAGCUCCGUGCCUGCGUAAAAUUCCUACUAUCAUCAGGACGAGGAACUUCGCGUCUAAAUGGUCCUCUUUCUCUCCGUUGUCUCUCAGCGCGCUUCCCUUCUUCUUUGAGGCCUGCGCAACUGCAUUCUCGCCUCUCAGAGAUAGAACGACUGCUUCGCUUCCUCGGGGUUGCCACAUGCUGAAACUGGAAUGA